UCUCCCGAAAACGCAUGACAGCAUACUCCUUAAGGGUUGUCACAAAAAGCAGGUACAUGUUCGUUACGCCAACUUAAAUACGUCGAAAUUUUUAAUAUAUAUAUAUAUACAUGAUCAAACUUGAGCUGAAACAGGGAAUAAAACUUUGUUGAUAAAGUUACUCAAAUCAAGACAGAUAUAAUUUUCUGUAUUGUACAGUUAACAGAUUCUGGGAAUGUCGGAAGGGAAGAUAUUAGAUGUAAAAACGUAGUUAUGACAUGUUCGUUACUGCUAAAAACUUCUCUUAGUUAAACCUCAGUAUAUUCCGAUUAGCACUGGGUAAUUCUGUAUAUUAUCCUUUCUAGAAAAAUAAACCUUUUCGAUUCAAUAAACUCUAUUGGUUUCUUAAAUUGAAGGUCUUCAGUAUACUUGAAAUGUACGUUACUGACAAAUUCGUUACCUAGGAUACGAAACAGACUCAAAACGUGAUAGCUUUACAUAAAAGUAUGGGAUGCUGGAUGAGUUGACUGCCGCCAUUUAUUUAAAACGAAAACAGUUUCAUUCAUUUAUACACUUUUGACAGGAGAAGGAUCCACAUUUAUAAGGAAUGGUCAAAUCGAGGGCCCAGAUUCAGAGAGAAUACAGACAGCGCCUGAAAGAAAAAAACAAUGAAGCUUAUCUUCAAAAGGAAAGAGAGAGACGGAAACAAAAUUAUGUACCUAGUAGUCAAUUAUCUCAAAGAAAGAGGAGGCAAAGAAACGAAUAUAACAGAGAUUAUCUAAAACAUUAUAGAGCAAGAAAAAAAGAGGUAUUAGAAUUAAUCCAUGCCAAUAACCAGCAGAUUGAACCCUCCACAAGUGGAUAUGAAAGUGGAACAUCGUCUGUCAUUCCUACUGAAAAUAGACUGCUGGUCCAAAUGAGAUUCCAGAAGAAAGCCAAUGGUCCGAAAAUGAGAAUAAGCAAAGAAUUAACUAAAAUAAAGGCCGAAAUGAAAAGUCUACAAGCCAAGCAUGAAAAUUUAAAGAGGAAGUACAGAACAACUGCUCGCUCUUUGCAACGAGUGAAACGAAAAAAAACUGACAAAAACACAAGUACACCAAGAUCCAAAACUGAACAGCAACUCGAUGAAAUGAACUUAUCAGCUGAACAGAGAAGCAGUGUCAGAAAAGAAUUACUUUUCGCUAAUACAAUUUGUAAUGAAAUUAAAUCAGCAGGAGAGGGAACAUCGACUCAGGCAAGAAUGAGAACUAGGAUAGUAAGAAACAUUGUCUCGGGUAAAACCAUGAAAAAGUACAGGAUGAUUAAGACACUAGCACAAAGAAUAGGACUCAGUAGAAAUAAACUAGCAAAAGUAGCAACUAAAGACAUCAAUAUCAAAAGGUUUUAUCGAAUUCGAGAGAUGGGAAAGUAUAGAUACAAUGUAACAAGAUUUCUACAGAGGGAUGAAAACUCUAGAGUUAUGCCAGGAAAGGCAGAUUAUGUUAAAACAGAUGCUAAGAAAGUUCAGAAAAGAAUCUUGACAGACUACCUUUCAAACUUGUACCAUAAAUUUAUGAUGGAGCAUCCCACAGUGAAGCUGUCAUUUACCACCUUUACACGACUUCGUCCAAAGAAUAUUCUUCUGACAUCAUUUAUAAGAAGAGACACAUGUUUAUGUACCAAACACCAAAACAUGUCAUUUACAUUAAAAGCUGUAAAACGAUUAGGAAUAGACGUUUCUUUGAAUGCAGAAAAAGAAGUUGAAAAACAAGAAAAGAUUAUACAAGACAUGAAAAAUACAGAGGCCAGUGAUGUGGUAUUUAGUCAGUGGAAAAGAGUUAAAGUAGAAGAGAAGGGCAGAACAAAAAUGACAAUGAAAGUUGUAGACAGCACAGUUGACAAAAGUGGAUUUAUAGCUCAUUUCGAAAAACAGAUGAACGAAUUCAAAGACCAUGUAACAAGAAUACAAACACAAUAUGCACAAAUGAAAGAAUUGAAGAUAAAUCUACCAAAAAAUCAUUGCAUUGUACAUAUGGACUUUGCCGAAAACUAUCAGUGCAAAUCCGUGGAAGAGAUCCAGUCUGCCUAUUGGAAUCAGACUAGCGUGACAAUACAUCCCGUUGUAGUUUACUACGAGGUUGACGAGGAUGAGCUGCUACACAAAAGUAUAGUAGUAAUCUCAGAUGAGAUGGGUCACAAUUCAGCAACUGUACUAUCCAUCAUCGACCUAAUUAUACCAGAGAUAAAACAACUUCUUCCAACUGUAGAAUGUAUCCAUUACUGGACGGAUAGUCCGACAUCUCAAUAUCGCAAUAAAGCAAUAUUUAAUGCUAUUGCCAAUCACAGUCUCGAUUACGGCAUAAGGGCCAAGUGGAACUAUUGGGAGGCCGGUCAUGGGAAAGGCCCAUGCGAUGGGAUUGGAGGUACUAGUAAACGAAUGGCAGACGAAGCGGUGCGUACUGGGAAAGUCGCAAUACAAGACCCACAUGAUUUCUUUGCAUGGACACAAUCACAAUCAUGUAGCCUAAAGAGCAUCAAGUUUAUUUUCUUGCCAAAAGACAAAUGUGAAAACAAAAGCAAACUUUUAUCUGAACAAAAGCUUCGUCCGGUACCAGGUACGAUGAAAUUACAUGCUGUAGCAGAAAAGGGCAAUGAUGUAGUUGCUGUUCGUAAUACAAGUUGUUAUUGCGUAACCUGUUUGUCAGAUGAAUUUACAUGUGAAAAUUGGCAGCUGGAAACAGUUUUGAAGACCGGAACUCAAGAGGGUGAAACAGCAGAGGUUGCAGAUGAAGCCAGGGAAACCUAUCCAGAAAUGGACUAUAGCAUUGCAGAUUACGUGGCUGCUAUCUACUUAAAUAAAUGGUACAUCGGUCAAAUAAAAACAAUCGAUAUUGAAGAUAACACCAUUGAAAUCUCUUUUCUAGAAAAGAAGAAAGCAAUGUUCCAGUGGCCAAGUAGGUCUGAUAUCAUUUGGGUUGACCGUAAGGACAUUUUGUGCAAGAUAUCAAAUCCACAACCCUCCGGGAAAUCGAAAAGAAUGCUUAAAGUAAACCCCGAUGAUGCAGCAAAAAUUGAGAAACUUUACAGUAAUAAAAAUUGA
Molecule: messenger RNA, 3058 nt
Organism: Mytilus trossulus (common blue mussel)
Lineage: Eukaryota; Metazoa; Mollusca; Bivalvia; Mytilida; Mytilidae
Exons: 2
Coding region: 587-3058 (823 amino acids)
Source: RefSeq, a predicted model, not a curated record